Messenger RNA from Drosophila gunungcola (fruit fly), 2956 nucleotides. Its product is annotated as nose resistant to fluoxetine protein 6. The transcript has 9 exons. Bases 1 to 2097 code for a protein of 698 amino acids. Lineage: Eukaryota; Metazoa; Arthropoda; Insecta; Diptera; Drosophilidae. The record is from RefSeq and is a predicted model, not a curated record. Gene Ontology annotation, molecular function: acyltransferase activity, transferring groups other than amino-acyl groups.
AUGGUCAACAUAGUCGGAGUAGUCUUCCUCUGCGGGCUUGCCCUCGUUAGUGCGGAUAAAUUCACAGAAGGAGCUGUCCGGCCGGAGUUUCAACGGGUUGAGCAACUCAGAUCCCUUGGACUAGCGUUUGCUGGACACUUUCAGGAUGUCGAACUGAACGAGACAAGUUUGCUGGACACGCGGGUGCCAACUGAGAAGGAUCUUCUGUGCCUCAGUGACUUGACUGCGGUAAUGAUGGGACUGCAAAGCGGUCAGCACUGGGCACUGAAAAUGAUCGAUUCCUGGGGUUCUAUUCCAUCGGGCCUGUUUACCGGCAACGUGUACGACCUGGGAAACUUUGACGAGUGUCUUAACAUCAGAAAGGAGGUCAGCCAGGGCAGAACUAUCCAGGGAAAGUACUGUUUUCUCUCAGUGUCUCCUUCCAAAAUGCUGGAUGUCGACAGUGGGAUCGGAAACUUUAAAACUGCCACAUGCUUUCCGGCUUCCUGCUCGGCAGCUCACAUGAACAGGUUUAUGGGUCAACUGGUGAAGCAGUUCCUCAACGUCAAUAUCCCCAGCGCAGCCAUGAGCAUCAGCGAUAGCAGUUGCCAGACAAGUGAAAGGGAACCCUGGGAUGGACUCACCAUUUUUAUGAUAGUUUUCUUAUCGGUGAUGGGUGCCCUAGUAGCUUUGUUUACUCUGUGGGACUACUGUCUGGUGAAAAAUCAAGAUCGUCUACCAGCGAUUGUCAAGGUCUUCUCAGCCCGCGCUAACUCUCGUGUUCUUUUCCGAGUUGUUGAUAGCAGAGCCAAUCCGAAUGUUAUCGAGUGUCUGAAUGGAAUAAGGUGUCUGUCUCUUAUGUGGGUGGUUUUCUGCCACCAAUACAUAUUGUCUUUACUUGCUGCGAAUAUUAAUAUUUUCAAUGCUUUUUCGUGGGUGCAGACACCAUAUGCCAGUUUUAUUGUGCAUGGCCUUUUCUCAGUGGAUUCGUUUUUCGUGCUGGGCGGAAUGUUGGUGGCGCUGAUUCCGUUGAGAUUAAUGGAUAGAACCCAGGGCAAACUCAAUGUACCUAUGAUGUAUCUGCAUCGCUUAAUACGUAUCGUUCCGCUUCUGGCAAUCGCCAUUGUCGUGUAUAUGAAAUUUAUGCCUAUGGUAACAGACGGACCCCUUUUUGAAGACGGCUAUUCUCAAAAGAGUGAGUGUGAGAGAAGUUGGUAUUUGACUUUGCUUUUCGUGAACAACUACACAGAAGACAGUUGCCUUGGUCAUUCGUGGUAUCUGGCAGUGGACAUGCAGUUGUUCCUUAUAUCCCCAAUUUUACUCAUUGCUCUCUAUAAAUGGGGAAAGAAAGCAGCAGCUGGUAUAGUCGUCCUUAUUAUUUUACUUUCGGGGUGUCUCUUUGCCACCAUGAUGGUCAAAGAAUACUCAUUGAUGUACAAAAAGUACACUCCCGAGGGGAUGAAGGAAAUUUACAACAGUACCCAUACACACGCCACGCCUUGGCUGAUAGGUUUUCUCUUCGGCUACUACCUGCACAUAAAUAAGGGAAAGAAAUUUAUGCUGAGCCGGUCUGCCGUUUGUUGCGGCUGGAUCCUUUGCCUGGCCAUGAUCUUUACCUCGAUCUUUGCCCUCUACCCGGCAUCCCAGUGGAGUGCUCCUGCCUUGUCCACCGUGGCGGAAUCUUCGUACUACACCCUGACCACAGUGGGAUGGUCAAUGGCCCUCUGCUGGGUGAUCUUCGCCUGCAUGCAUGGAUACGGAGGACUGGCCAACAGUUUCCUAUCCUCCCCGCUGUGGCAACCCCUCUCCAGGCUCUCCUAUUCCGUCUACAUUUGGCACAUGUUCUUCCAGGAGGUGAACGUCAGAAGUACUAGGACGAAUUCGUACUUCUCGGACUAUAUGAUUAUGCUGAACUUCUGGUCGACCUUUGGAUUCACCGUGCUGUUUGCCUAUGUAAUGUACUUGCUAGUUGAGGCACCUUUUGGUGGGCUUGAUCUUUUACUGGGACACAAAAGGAAAAGCCCUCCUCUCGUCAAACAGAAAUCACAGAUAGAUGUUAACGGGCCUAGUAAUAUGGAGGAGCACAAAGUAACAACUCCAGCUCCUGCUGCAGAAUAGGCACAAACUUUUAUGUGUGAUCCCUCCCAGUAGCUUAAGAAAUUUAUAUUUUAAAGUAAGGAGAAAGGUGCUUGACUUGUAGUUCAAAGUAAGUUGUAGUACUUUUUUUAUGACCAGCUUGAGUCCUGACUGCUCCUGGCUGCUCCUGACUGAGUAAGACAUUUAUCUACGACUCCCCCGCUUCCGGUUGAUGGUACAACACCCACAUCACUUUCUGGUUGCAUGUCCCGUGUAAAUUUAAGGCUGGAAACAAAUGGAGAACUUCUUGACUUGCGUCGACUUCGCUUAGUCCGAUGCCAUAAACUACGUGCAACUGCCAGUGCCAGUGCCAGUGCCACUGCCAUUGCAACUCCAAUUGCAAACUGCAAUGAGUGUUUGGCUGGGCCGACAAAGCGAUCUGGAUCCGGAUCCGAAUUCGAAUUCCCACUGCGCAUAUUUUAUGGCAGUUACGCGGCUGCCGGGCAACUUAAUUAGUGCCUGCUGGUGCGCCUCCACUCCGGGUCCGGGUCUCAGUCCGGGUUCGACUUUCGUUUCCACAGCCACUUCCACUUCGAUUGCGGCAGGGACAGCUGCAUUGCACCUGACAUUUAACAUUAUUACGCGGCGCCUCUGCCGAAUACCGAAUGAGUUUGCCGGCCAUUACAGGCAGCGCCUUAAAGUGGCGCUUCGACGCUGCUCGCGUUAAAGCGGUGUUGAGCUUAAUGUGCACCACACUGACGCCACAUGGAACAUGGAACUUCAACUCCGACUUUUGUGCGGCAGUGGUGUCGAUGUCACCAAAACAGACAAACAAAAAAGUAUUAAUAUCAAAGACGGCUCAACUAUGUACCUACCUUUUAUAACUAAAAACUUGGUUUAA